UUGGCCAUGGCUGACGGAGGUGCUCGUGUACUCCCACAUUUUUGUGACUAAAAAUAUUGUUUUUUUUUAAAGUGUCUGUUAGAGCUCGUAACUUACUAUAUUAUCUCAGUGGAUCAUUCCAAAACUUUCUCUUUUCAGACUGUCCAGAUUGGAGCAGCUAUGUAAGUCGUGAGGAUGUGUCAGGAAUGUGUUAAAGAAGAAUAUCCAGACAGGGGUACAAUCUGUCUGGACUCUGGAACGUAUUUGGCAAAUCUUCAAGGGUGCCAAGGCUGUGGGCACAAGGAUACACUCAGUGUUGUCGAUAGAACCACCUCAAGCACCCAGGAUUCUCCACAAGAAGUUAUUGAAUAUGACCAUGUUUGUGGGAAUUGUAAUCAUGUGAUUGCUACUCAUGGCCAUCGUUUUUGGGUGGAAGAUGACUAUCAGUAUUAUGAGAUGAGCUGCAUGUUGUGUGGUGAGGCUGAGGAUACCCGAUCUUGCUUUCCUGAUGAUCCACGCAUGGAAGUCUCCCUAUUUUAGAAGUAUGUCAUCAAACUCAUCACCACCAGUAGAAGCAUUUGAGGCCAAGCUGUGAAAAUUUUGGUGUAAUGUAUUUGAGAUCGGAUAUAUACUCUCUUAAUUGAUAUGAGGAAACCAGUAGCAAUAGGUGAAAUUAAGCCAUCUCUGUGUGAGAAAAUUCUUGCUGGUGUUUCCCCAGCCAAAUAGGGGAGGACCGUCACUUUUGCAGUGUAACAUGCUUGAUGUGUCAAGUAAACGAGAGAAUUGUCUCCUAAUUUGUGUCAUACAUAUGAUUUAGUUAAGAACUGUAAAUGUGUUUGGCAUCAUUGUUAAUCAUGCUGGGUGUCUUAAGUGUAAGAGGUCUAAUACAGUGACAUAUGUACAACACAGUACUUUAGUUACAAAUGUAUGUGUGUGUGUGUGUGUGAGGUCAUGUAUAUAUUGAGGAGAUUUGAUUAUUUGUAGUUUACUGAAGUAUAUAAGCCAAAAUAGUGAUGCACAGUCUCUUAUACUGAGCACAACAAUUUAUAAAUAUAUUUAAAAUGUCUCCAUGGAUAUUACAUUAAAGAGUUGAUUUUAUAUAGUAUUGUGUAAUGAAUAUCUAAACUGUAUUCAUUCUGUUGUAGAGGAUAUAUAUUUUUUAUAUUGGAUGUCAUCAUUUUGCUCAAUAACUGAUUAUACAAAUAGAUAAUCAAUUGCAUUGUUAGAAAAUUUUUUCUCUUCAAGUGUGAAUACUUGACGUAGUUAGUUCUGGGUUUAUAGUAUUUGUAAUUCAUUAAAACUAGCAAUAUGUACCAAGUUAGUCAUUAGUCAUUCUAUUAAAUCUUGUACAAUCACCA
This is a messenger RNA of Homarus americanus (American lobster), 1337 nucleotides long. RefSeq names its product protein Churchill-like. The transcript is spliced from 4 exons. Bases 175 to 519 code for a protein of 114 amino acids. The record is from RefSeq and is a predicted model, not a curated record. Gene Ontology annotation, biological process: fibroblast growth factor receptor signaling pathway; multicellular organism development; positive regulation of DNA-templated transcription. Lineage: Eukaryota; Metazoa; Arthropoda; Malacostraca; Decapoda; Nephropidae. Gene Ontology annotation, molecular function: zinc ion binding.